UCCGCGCUGUAGGUCCACACGUGAGCAUGAGCGGACUGUGAGAGAAGCUGGACUAGUUCUGGGUUUGACGGGACGGUUCGGGCGGGAUGUUGUACCUGGUCGGGCUGGGGCUCGGGGACGCCGCCGACAUCACGGUGAAGGGUCUGCGGGCGGUGCAGCGCUGCUGCCGGGUGUAUCUGGAGGCCUACACGUCGGUGCUGACGGUGGGGAAGGAGGCGCUGGAGGAGUUCUACGGGAAGGAGCUGAUCCUGGCGGACCGGGAUCUGGUGGAGCAGGGAGCCGACGAGAUCCUGAAGGGAGCUGAUGUGGACGACGUGGCCUUCCUGGUGGUGGGCGACCCGUUCGGCGCCACCACCCACAGCGACCUGGUCCUCAGAGCAGUGCAUGCUGGGAUACCGUACCAGGUCAUCCACAACGCUUCCAUCAUGAACGCCGUCGGCUGCUGCGGCCUGCAGCUGUACAACUACGGGGAGACGGUGUCGGUCGUGUUCUGGACAGAAACGUGGAAACCGGAGAGUUUCUACGACAAGAUCUGCAAAAACAGAGCAGCUGGACUGCACACGCUGUGUCUGCUGGACAUUAAAGUGAAGGAGCAGAGCGUGGAGAACAUGAUGAGAGGGAAGAAGAUCUACGAGCCGCCGCGCUUCAUGACCGUCAGCCAGGCUGCAGAUCAGCUGGUCCAGAUCAUCCAGAGGAGGCGGGACGAGGAGGAGGAGGAGGAGGGGGCGGAGCUAGGUGUGACGGAGGACACGGUCUGCGUGGGCGUGGCCCGGCUCGGCUCGGACGACCAGCUGAUCCGGGCGGGAACGCUACGGCAGCUGGCGUCAUGUGACCUCGGGGGGCCGCUCCAUUCGCUGGUGGUGACCGGCCGACUCCACCCGCUGGAGGUGGAGCUGCUGCGGCUCAACGCCGAGCCGGACGCCCUGGAGAACCUGCACGAGAUCGACAGCUCCACCUUCACCUCCUGACACGCUAACGAGUGCUAACGGGUGCUAACGGGGCAGUUUGAACAUUCAGGUCCUCACGGAGGCAGCAGAGUCACACACACACAAAACACAAACACUCAACCAGAGACUUUAAAUCAGCAGAGAAACGUUAGUUUGAUCCAAGAUAAAUUAACUUUUAAUGUCAUUUGGUUUCAUGUUUAAAAUUCUGAGGACGGCCAGAGUCCUGUGACGUCAUCAAUAAAGAAGCUGAUCUCGUCUCAUCAGAAUUAUUUAUUACAGCUUCAGAAAAAGGAAACGGUUUGGCACAGUAUAAAAGUGACAUCACGCCGGCCGAGGACCAAUCAGCUGGUCCCGGCGGCGGAGGGGGGGGCUCAGAUUGU
Molecule: messenger RNA, 1327 nt
Organism: Cololabis saira (Pacific saury)
Lineage: Eukaryota; Metazoa; Chordata; Actinopteri; Beloniformes; Belonidae
Gene: dph5
Product: diphthamide biosynthesis 5
Exons: 7
Coding region: 87-968 (293 amino acids)
Biological process (GO): protein histidyl modification to diphthamide
Molecular function (GO): diphthine synthase activity
Source: RefSeq, a predicted model, not a curated record